Molecule: messenger RNA, 1771 nt
Organism: Neoarius graeffei (lesser salmon catfish)
Lineage: Eukaryota; Metazoa; Chordata; Actinopteri; Siluriformes; Ariidae
Gene: nocta
Product: nocturnin a
Exons: 3
Coding region: 151-1467 (438 amino acids)
Biological process (GO): circadian rhythm
Molecular function (GO): poly(A)-specific ribonuclease activity
Source: RefSeq, a predicted model, not a curated record
GAAACAGGGUGGUGGCGGUAUACCGGUUUAUCACGCGCGGUCCGAGUUUGAGUUUCGGUAUUUUAAUGGUUGUAGGCGGUGGGUUUUGUUGUUUAGUGGACAUUUAACUGUAUGGUGAGGCGGUAUUGAGUGGUGUGUGGUCGCUGAGUGAUGAUGUAUCCGGUGCGGCGCUGCUCUCCGCUCAUACAGAAGGACCUGGCCGCGCUUUGCCGCUCAGCACUGGGAGCCGCUCCGAGACCUGCCGCGGGCGGGAAGCACGCGCUCCCGGUACCCGGUGUGAGGCGCUGUGGAGAGUCCUGUACCGGGCCCAGGCCGCUGAGAACCAGCCGCUCAUCUCCAUCACUACAGGGGGGGAAAGCGUUUCAGAUGGGUAGUAACAGCAGCAGCAUUAGAUUCUUCAGUUCUCUGGCUCAGUCUCUGAGCAGCGCGCCGCUGGAGCACACACACACCGCCGCUGAGGAGUGUGAGCUCGAGCAGGCCGACCCCGAGACGCUCCUGCGCGAGUGCGAGGAGGUUCUGAGGAAGCGACCGCCGCGGCCCCAUCGAGACUUCAUCAGGACCAGAGCCAGCGCCACACACAACCCGCAGGUCCGCGUCAUGCAGUGGAACAUUCUAGCACAAGCUCUGGGCGAGGGUAAGGAUGGCUUUGUGCGCUGCCCGAUGGAGGCAUUAAACUGGGCUGAGAGGAAGUACCUGAUCCUGGAGGAGAUCCUGACCUACAGACCGGACAUCGUGUGUCUGCAGGAAGUGGACCACUACUACGACACCUUCCAGCCUGUGAUGUCCAGCCUGGGCUACCAGAGCAGCUUCUGCCCCAAGCCGUGCUCUCCGUGCCUGGAUGUGCGUGGCAACAACGGCCCUGACGGAUGCGCCCUGUUCUUCAGUCGCGAGCGUUUCCGUUUGCUCCACGUCCAUCACCUGCGUCUCUCCGCCAUGGCGCUCAAGACCAACCAGGUGGCCGUCGUGGCUACGCUACAGUGCCAGGCCACUGGACAAGUCUUCUCGGUCACCGUGACGCACCUGAAGGCGAGGAGUGGCUGGGAGACCUUCCGUGGAGCCCAGGGUGCCAAUCUUCUCCAGCAGCUGAAGUCCAUCUUGAGCUCGCAGCAGGAGGAAGCCGUUCCUCUGCUCGUGUGCGGAGAUUUUAACGCCGAGCCGAGCGAAGAGGUGUACCGCCACUUUCUAAACUCUCCGCUCGGCCUCGGGAGCGCGUACAGGACACUGAGCGCUGAUGGCGUCACCGAGCCGUCCUACACCACCUGGAAGAUCCGUCCGAGCGGAGAGAGCUGCUCCACGCUCGACUACGUGUGGUACUCGCGGCAUGGAUUCAGCGUGGACGCUGUUCUGAGCAUGCCCACUGAGGAGCAGAUCGGCCCGGACCGCCUACCCUCGUACCACUAUCCUUCUGAUCAUCUCUCGCUCGUCUGUGACUUCAGCUUCAUCCAGGAACCCCAUAGGCUCAUGUGACUGUCAAUCAAAAUGGAGCCGGCGCAGCUUUUAAACAUUCCCAAACCUUUUCCUGAAACAGGAAACGAACUUUAAGUACCUCAACUCGAACGAGUUCCACAAAUAGACUCCUGUUGCUGAUUUUAAAACGGAUCAGCAGCGGCUUUCUGUUCUGUGCAAUAUUCCUUAAUUUAUUAUUGGGUCGAGAUGAUCUCAGGACAGAUGUUCGAGAUGAUGUACUGUUCCUUUAGUAGUAAUGCCAUUGACUGGUCACAGAAAAGAAUGUAUCUUUACACUCUAACCUUAAUAAAAUUAACUUAAGCAA